AUGAGUGAUGAUAUCUCCCUCAGAUGCCGUGCAGAUGAGCUGUUCUCUGUCUCGCUCGCACCCCUCCCCCGCACCAUGCCGCGCGUCCCAUUUCGCGCGUGCCUCACUCGCACUGUCUAUAUCUGCUACACUCUUCUAGUUGAUACUCCGUUGUUCUGCUUGGCAGCUCGGAAAGAGAAUGUCGUUGAGCCAAAUAACACGAUCCCGAUAAAUAUCUGA
Messenger RNA from Leptosia nina, 219 nucleotides. The record is from the annotation of a GenBank genome assembly. Lineage: Eukaryota; Metazoa; Arthropoda; Insecta; Lepidoptera; Pieridae.